Molecule: messenger RNA, 2413 nt
Organism: Saccostrea echinata
Lineage: Eukaryota; Metazoa; Mollusca; Bivalvia; Ostreida; Ostreidae
Exons: 2
Coding region: 657-2198 (513 amino acids)
Source: RefSeq, a predicted model, not a curated record
AGUCAGUCAAAAGACGAACUCAGGCAGAGAGUUUCUGAUUACCAGCCCUGUGUACCGGAUGUAGGAUUACUGAAAAGACCGUAAUCCAACGCGCCUUGGCUCACUUGAUCGAACCAUUGGACCCUACCUAUGAAGAAUCACCGUUACUGCAUGUUUGCAAAGAAGCCGUAAUUACCUCGUUUGGACCAACUUUCUACGUAUCCAUUGUGCUUUUAUAUCCUCGACGUUCAUAUUAAUCCAUAGUUAUAUUUACAGACAUUUUAGCUGUUUGACUAAACAUUUUGAGACUUUGGCACUUUCUAUUGGAAUUUGUUCCUUGUUUGGCAAUACUGUGUGAAGACAUGAUAAAAAGAAAAGAAAACAAUUCCAGAGUGGGGAUUGUGGACAAUAAACGGAGAAUAGGAAUUACGUAUAACAAUAGAAUUUACCUGCCAUAUGUAUGUUUAUAUUUACCCAAAACUUUAAAUACAGCAGCAGUAUUACCGAAGUUUAUUGACAAUUCUAUCAAUGUUUGACGACUUAUUGUUCUUUAGAUUGGAACAUUGUGAUAUUUUCAACAUUGUUCCCCAUACUUGUAUUGCAUCCCUUUCUUUCGCUAUGCUGAAGUUGUUGCUGGCAUUUGCAGCUUAAUUUGUUUAAACGUUCCUGUGAUCAAGAUGUAUCUGGCAAGUUGCGGUCAACAAACUCGCCAGGUGGACGUAUAUGAUAAUAGAAAUCUGAAGAUGGUCAGUGGAUAUGACCUUCUAGACAAACUGUCCCGCCGGAGGAUGUAUGCACGCUCCAAUGUUCGUGAGAAGUCCUCCCUAUCUGACCACUAUGACCAGCAGGAUUUCGUCAUCAGCCUUGAUGAUGUAGGAAUUGAAGUUGAGGGUCUUGGACUGAUGGAGAGGACAAGCAUUGAUCACCGGCGUUCCCGGACUGUGCCCUGGUUUGAGGACAAUAGGUCAUCCUAUCAGCACCAUGCUGAGUACCUUAAAAAGCUUUCCACUUUGCGAGAUGAACUUAUUCUUCAGGAGCAGUCACACCUUGCCAAUGCACUCGACAGAUUACGCAUGCGCCAAUACAGUAAAGAUAACGCGCUUGCACGGAACAGAUCAAAGGAAUUUCCGCCAGACUCAAAGCGGUCUUUAGUGACUACCAUCGAACAUUUCCAGAAAAUGAGACCAAAGAGGUCUCCUCCACAUAUAUCCCCAUUAGAGGGAAAACAGAUUCUAGAACCACAGACUUACAAACCUUCUAAAAGUCCACAGUUAUCAGAAAAAGGUGUGUCGCAACGGUUGAUGGACGACAGUGUUCGGGCAAACCUACAAAGGAUACCACAAACCACCGUACAACCGACAUCUAGCAUCCCGAACAUAGGACGUAAAUCUAUCGCUAAAAGCAAGGAACUAGUGUUAGAUGGUUCUCCAAUCCACAGGCGAGGUACGUUACCGUCUCGAGAAGAAAGAGACCCAUUAGAAAUAAACCCAUUCAAGGCUGUCUACAAGGGUAAUAACGGAACACGCUUAAAGCGUCUAGUACGACCGGAUUCAGACGAACUUGAUUUGCGAGCUCAAGCUAUUAGGUUUGAAGCGUUAAGUGAUAAAGAUAAGAUAAAUAUGGACAAAUUGAGAGAAUACUACUGCAUUUACUAUCUCCCAACAAACACACCAACGAACGUUUCAGACGAUGAAGAUUCAAUGGAAAUGCCGGAAGAGAGAGUUGUACAGGAAUCGGUGGGAUUUCAGCAUGAUAAAAAGAAACGUUUGACUCUUCUAGAGGGUAAAGGACGAGGUUUACAUUCGAAUGAUCGUGUGGUUAAUUCUCCAAGGAAAUCUCAAGAGGAACAAAAUAACAACGGAAUCACGGACAGUUUGAUUCUAAAUGGCCAGGGUAUACGGGACCAGGAUGUGGCGCCACCGGCGGAAAGUCAACCGCUGGCGGAAAGUCAGUCUUUUUCUAUAUACGGUGAUAGAAAGUGUGCGGUUCCAGUUCGGAAGCAAAUCAUUGUGGACAUGCCGUCUAUUGUGUUUAAUAACGCUACACCAGAAAAUGAGAAUUCCGAAGUAUUGGAACGGAAGCGGCGCUCAGUGUUACAAAAGACGUUCAAGCAGAACGAGAUCCGUCAACGUGAAUUACGUAAUCUCUUCGAUGACGUCCGAGAAUUAAACAAACGUAGUGACGAACUGACAGAGUCAAUAAAGUCAUCUUCAGAUUAAAACAGUGCUUUCACCAAUGUAGUACAUGUAUUACCAUUCAUUUCAGAGGCAUUUUUGUUAUUUAUUAGUAGCUCAUCGACGUCCAGUCACCAGUUGUCAUGUCAUUGCAUGCCAAUUUGUUGUUCAUCUAGUCAUUCUAUACACUUUUGUUUAUAUAAGUGCACAUUGCUUAAAUUCCUUUUGUUUAAAUUAGUUAUUAAAGGAGUGGAAAAAAA